Molecule: messenger RNA, 1761 nt
Organism: Sinocyclocheilus rhinocerous
Lineage: Eukaryota; Metazoa; Chordata; Actinopteri; Cypriniformes; Cyprinidae
Product: dual specificity protein phosphatase 2-like
Exons: 5
Coding region: 1-792 (263 amino acids)
Biological process (GO): negative regulation of MAPK cascade; endoderm formation; protein dephosphorylation
Cellular component (GO): cytoplasm; nucleus
Molecular function (GO): MAP kinase tyrosine/serine/threonine phosphatase activity
Source: RefSeq, a predicted model, not a curated record
AUGAGUGGGAAAAGAGGGGAGAGCGCGCUCCUGGCCCAGCUGCGCAACGGGGAAUUCUCUCCGGUGGUGGUCCUGGAUGAAAACGGCCGGUCGGUCAGAGAUCUGAAGAGCGAGAGUCUGGCCAGUCUCCUCCUCGGUGCCCUUCAGUCAGAGGUCCAGUCUGCCUCGACGCACAUCUGCUUCUUACAAGGUGGAUUUGACGGGUUCUUCGCACUUUAUCCAGAGCUCUGCUUUAGCCCUCCUGUCAUGUGCUCAAAUCAUCCUGCUUUCAGUGAUUCAGAGCCCAUUGUUUCCGGAAGAAAGACUCCUCUCUAUGAUCAGGGUGGUCCAGUUGAAAUCCUCCCCUUCCUCUUUCUGGGCAGUGCGCAUCACUCAUCCAGACGGGAGACUCUGGAGCGAUGCGGGAUCACGGCUGUGCUGAACGUAUCCUCUUCCUGUCCCAACCUGUUUGAAGAGGAACUUCAGUACAAAACUCUGAAGGUGGAGGACAGUCUGGCCGCAGACAUACGUGUCCUCUUUCCAGAGGCCAUCCACUUCAUCGAUUCAAUAAAAGAGAGUGGUGGUCGAGUGCUGGUCCACUGUCAAGCAGGAAUCUCCCGGUCAGCCACCAUCUGCCUGGCGUACCUCAUUCACGCUCGACGUGUCAGUCUGAACGAGGCCUUUGACUUCGUAAAAUGCCGCAGACAAGUCAUCUCACCCAACUUAGCUUUCAUGGGCCAACUUCUUCAGUUUGAGACAGACGUUUUGUGCCCCUAUUCUGUAAUAGACAGAGAGAACAGUGGCACAUUUUGAACUUUAAUAUCUUGAACUGGCCCCUCUAACUUUCAGAAUACAGAUCUACUGGCCACAGCUUUGACUUCAAAGACUGUGACAGAUCUGCAAAGGUGCUUUCAGGAAGUUUUAGUUCGAUGUUAUCUAUGGGUGUACAAACAGAGAGAUAUGAGACUCUUAAUAAGGGGACCAAAUGAGGCAUCUCACCCUUUAAACUACACCAUGACAUAACUCAACUUGUUUGGGUAAUGUUGUAGAUGGCAUCAACUGACUACCUGUUCUUGAUUGUUUAUGGCAAUACAAACUAUACAUAGAUAAAUGCCUUUCUGUGUUUCCAAACAACAACGGCAUCGCUGACACACUGCUACACCCAAUAGCCCUCAUGGAAAAUGUAAUAAUCACAUGUCAUUUUGACAUUGUACUACUGACCCAAGAUAACUUGUAUAUGAGAUAUUGAUGAAACAGACAAACAACUUCUGUCAUGCAAAACUGGGUAAUGUAGGCUACUAAAGCAUUUUGUUUUCAUUUUAGUUUCAAUGGUAAUAUACGUUUGGGGUGUAUCAUCAUACUGUGAAAUUGUGUUGCAUCAGUCAAUGUUCCAUUUGACUGCAGUGACUGAUGCUGUGACCAUAUAAGGCUGUGACGUGUGGUUAGUCUUCUGUCUGGUAAAUGUCAAGAUUUUCCAUGAAGUUACUGUCUAAUUGUCAGUCUCGAGCAAGUUUUAAAGGGCAAAGACCUGACAAACUGUGAUCUUAGGUCAUUUUAAAAGUAAGUUUAAUUGUGUUGCGAUAGAUAACAGGCACUAAAGCCAUUUUGUAUUUUUUUUUAUAAAGUGUUAUUUUAUUUCCUUUUUUUUGUGAAUAUUUAUUUAUAUAUUUUCAUUCAAGCAAUGCACUUUAAAUUACAAUUGUUUUGAUAACAAUAUCUUUUGUAAGCUGUGUGGUUCACUUAUUUCAAUAUGUAAAUAAAUGGGUUCAUUUGUUUAAUGCA